CUCGGUGUAUGCUCGCUGGACGUCUUGACGCAAAACAAGCCAACAUCAAAAUAAGAUUAGUGGAACGGAUUUUCGGUGCGUAUUUACUUACGCCAAUCUGUAGAAUAUAGACACAGAAAUUGAGAAGUGGAGAUGUAAUAUUGAUUAUUCGUCGUCCGCUUGUUGAUGAAGAAAAACAUUUUUAUCAUUUAUGUGUUUGAACUUGUUCCGUGAUCAACUCUGUUAUAUCUAACGGUAUAAAAGUAGCUUAGUAAUAAGUUUAUAAAUUAGGUAGCCCCAUCCAACAAUGAAGAGAUGGCUCUCGAGCUGAGUGUUUUGACUUUGAACAUCUGGGGAAUUCCAUACGUGUCCAAAGACCGAGCCGUUCGGGUGGAGGCCAUCGGUGAUGUGUUGGCCAGUGGCAAUUAUGACAUUGUGUCGCUGCAGGAGGUUUGGUCCGAUAGUGACUAUCAGUAUCUGAAAAAGCGGGUCGAAGGUGUGCUUCCAUUUGCUCACUACUUUUACAGCGGUGUAGUUGGAUCUGGGUUGGCUCUACUCUCCAAAUAUCCAAUAGUGUCGGCCUUGUUCCAUGCGUGGUCAGUCAAUGGCUAUGUGCAUCGGAUACAGCAUGGCGAUUGGUUCGGAGGAAAGGGUGUUGGAUUCGCCAAAAUUGCAGUUAAUGAUCAGUUGGUGAAUGUGUAUGCUGCCCAUCUGCAUGCCGAGUACGACCGCAAAUGCGACGAUUACAUGGCCCAUCGGGUGAUCCAAGCGUACGACACUGCCCAGUUCAUCGAAAGCACCCGGGGCAACUCGGUUCUUCAAAUACUGGCCGGAGAUCUGAACACCGAACCGGGUGAUCUGGCCUACCGGGUGCUUCAAACCAACUCCAAGCUCACCGAUACGGCCGAUCGGAAAAUGUAUGCCGCCGGGUUACUGGGAACGAACGAGAUCGGCCGGAACAGCUACACCGAUCCGGAAGCAGCCAAAAAGUAUCCCCAGGGAAAGCGAAUCGAUUAUAUUAUGUAUCGAUUUGGGGAACAUUUUGAGGGUCGUCUGUUGGAGCAUCGUCUUCCAUUGCCGGAUCGCAUUCCCGGGAAGGACAUUAGCUAUUCGGAUCAUGAGGCCGUCUAUGCCAAGAUCAUCUUGAAGAAGGCGAGUUCGUCAGCUAUCCAUAAUUUGAUGGCAUGUGGUAGUGGCGAGGGGUUGCAUGGGAAGUGCGAUAGCAAUGAUCAGGAAACGAUUCUGGCUCUGCGGGAAAGUAUUGUUAUUUGUAACGAAAGUAUGAAGCAGCUGGAAUCGCACAAGCGAAGCUACACGCUAAUGGCGAUCGGGGUGAUUAUCGUUUUGCUCAAUAUGCUCGAACUGGAAGCUCCCUAUGGAUUGAAGAGUGCGUAUUUGCUGUUGAAGUUCUUGUUGUGUGGGUUUGUGAUUUUCUUCGUCUUUAUGGCGACGAUAUGGAACGUGAUGGAGAAGCAUGGGAUCCUGGCUGGGAAGCUGUCCAUGGAGAUUGCGCUGAAAGGGUACAAGGAUCUGGGGUUGGCCGAGCGCCAUGGAGCAGGUGCUGAUGUUGCUCAUUAGUGUUUACUGUAAGAAUGGCACGUUGCAAAUGACAAAGUAGUAUUUUCAAAUGUAGAACUAUGCAUUUGAUGCAUCGCACUGAUUUUAACGUUUUAUGUCUUGGUUUUAAGAUUGUAGUGCAAUCGUUUUUUUAAUAUAAUUGACAAAUACAAAGCAAAAAAUAAUCUAAUAAAAUAUACAGUUUACACUAUGAACGAACACUUCUAUCUUCAAAAGACCUCACUUAUUGGACCCCUAACAAGAAAUCCAAACGUAUCAUUGCUCCAACUUUGUCAUGGUAUUUUACAAAUCUAUUGCAAGUAUAAAAAUUUCUGCUAGCCUAA
Molecule: messenger RNA, 1880 nt
Organism: Aedes albopictus (Asian tiger mosquito)
Lineage: Eukaryota; Metazoa; Arthropoda; Insecta; Diptera; Culicidae
Gene: nSMase
Product: putative neutral sphingomyelinase
Exons: 4
Coding region: 295-1557 (420 amino acids)
Molecular function (GO): sphingomyelin phosphodiesterase activity
Source: RefSeq, a predicted model, not a curated record